This is a messenger RNA of Pseudopipra pipra, 1984 nucleotides long. RefSeq names its product zinc finger protein 414 (gene ZNF414). NCBI's taxonomy places the organism in Eukaryota, Metazoa, Chordata, Aves, Passeriformes, Pipridae. The record is from RefSeq and is a predicted model, not a curated record. The coding region runs from base 349 to 1626 and encodes 425 amino acids. The transcript has 9 exons.
ACCGACGGGAGCACCGGACACCGGUCCCCCGGGGGGCUGGGGCCGGCAGGGAACCGAGUGGGGGGGCGUCACCGGGAAAGGAGCACCAGCACCGGUGUCGGGGGAUGUACUGGCAGCGGGGGUACCGGCACAGGGGGGCUGUAGCGGCACCGGGAGUGGACCGGCACACAGCGGGUGUACCGGUAUUGGGGGCUGUGCUGGCACCGCCGAUUGUGAUGUACCGGCACCGGGAGCUGUCCUGGCGCCUGGGACAGUAUCGGCACCGGGGAUAUACCGGCACGGGGGGUGCACAGGCAGCGGGGGCUUUACCGGCACCGGGGUUAGAGCAGCACCGGGAAUGUACCAGCGAUGGGGAGAGAGCAUCACCAGGAGGAGCCUCCGUGGGCACAUCCCUCACCCCGUGCCCUGCACCGCCAGGCCAUGAAGACAGAGAAGGACGAGGCUGUGCCCACCUUCUCCCUGCGGGGUAAAUACGGUGGAGAGGGGACAGGCUGCAGUGAGGUGGCUCUGCCCGGUGCCCCAGUGUUGGUGGCUGGAGGGACCCCAGCCCAGGACCUGCGGCCCCUGAAGCGCAGACCUGUCCCAGGGAAGCACUACCAGUGCUCGAGCUACGGCUGCAAACUGGCCUUCCCCAGCAUGCAGGAGCUGAUGGACCACCUGAAGGUCCACUACAGACCCACACAGUCCCUCGAGGGCAAAACCUUCCACUGCCCCACGCUGGGCUGCACCGAGACCUUCCCCAGCAUGCAGGACCUCAUGGCCCACAUGAAGGUGCACUACAAGCCAAACCGCUACUUCAAGUGUGAGAACUGCCUGCUGCGCUUCCGAACACACCGCUCCCUCUUCAAGCACCUGCACGUCUGCUCCGACAGCGCCAGCAGCCCCGCGCCGCCCCCCAGAGCCGACAAGCCCCUCCUGCCUCCUGCUGCCUCCGCCGUGGACAAGGAGCCCCCGGCCAAGCCGCACACCGAGGGGCUCCCCAAGCUCCCGCGUGCUCUCCCACGGCCCCUGGAGAAGGAAGCCCUCCUGCCCGGCGCGGACUCUGCCGCGGCGCCGGCCGCGCUGCCCACCAGCCUGCCCGAGCUGCCCGGCUCGCUCGAGGCGCUGCCGCUGGUGCCGCCGGCCCCGCACCCCUUCCCGCUGCUGGAGCCCGGCCUUUUCGGCCCUUCGUCCUUGACUCGGUUCUCGGGGCCACCCCCGUCCUCGAUGCCGGGGCCGUUCCUGUCCUACGUGCCCCCCUCGCCCUACGCGCUGCCCCAGCCCCCGGCGCAGCACCGCCUGCGGCCCUUCCUACCGGGCCACGGCCCCGCCGUGUCCAACGCCGUCUGGAAAAAAAGCCAAGGUGUGAGUGUCAGCCCACUCCUCCCAUGCUUUGGCUCAGGAGUGACUCCAGGGCACUCCUCCAACAGCCGCAUCGUGUGGGAGCACACGCGGGGCCGCUACUCCUGCACCCAGUGCCCCUUCUCGGCCGCCUCCCGCGAGGAGAUGACCCUGCACAUCGAGGACCACCGCAAGAACCCCCCACCCGGGCGCCUGGACGCCGAGAUGGAUUUCGGGGUGGGUCUCGCCUCCUUCCACACCAAGAUGACGCCGGAGAUGGAGAACUCCCUGUACUCCCAGCUCUGAUGCCCCGGCUCUCACGGGACUGCUCCUGCUCCUGCUCCUCCCCAUCCCUCCCCCCGAGCCGGGCGGGGGCACCGCCCAGCCCCUGCCACUGGGCUGGGACAGGGAUCCCUCCCUGGGCACCGGGAGCACCCCCAGCCCAGCCCGGGGUGCCAGAAGGACGGAUGUUUCCUCUGGAAUUUUCUCCCCUCCCUUUUAUUUUCGGAAACUCUUAAGCACCCGAACCCCCUCGUUCUCCCUCCCCCUAAAGGUUUCAUUGCUUCAGCCCCCGUGGCUCUGGUAGGAGCCGGGUAGGUUGCUCAGGAGUUAGUGGACUUCUCUGGAAUGAAACCUCGGAAUAAUAAAUGGGAAUUGUACAGGA